This is a messenger RNA of Zingiber officinale, 1176 nucleotides long. RefSeq names its product protein CHLORORESPIRATORY REDUCTION 6, chloroplastic-like. Gene Ontology annotation, biological process: NAD(P)H dehydrogenase complex assembly. The transcript is spliced from 4 exons. Bases 63 to 818 code for a protein of 251 amino acids. Gene Ontology annotation, cellular component: chloroplast. The record is from RefSeq and is a predicted model, not a curated record. Lineage: Eukaryota; Viridiplantae; Streptophyta; Magnoliopsida; Zingiberales; Zingiberaceae.
AUCCACACGAGGAGAGAGGCCACGAACUGAUCGGCCUCUCCACUCUACAGGCUCCAGCUCCAAUGGCGCUCGCCUCUACCUCCAUCUCCAUCCAUCACCACCACCAUCCUCAUCUCAUUCUCCCUUCCAAGCCCUCUCUGCUUCAGUCACAACUCUUCGCGCCCUUUUCUCACAAACCGCCGCCCGUCGCCCGAUCCAAGCUCGACGUCUCGCUCUCCGUCGCCUUCAACCCUUCCGGCAACUUCGACCUCACCCUCACCGGCGAGGACCAAGACCAGCAAGUCGCACCUCCUUUACCACCAACUAAAGGACGCUUUGACAUAGUUAUCAACAAUGACCUCAUACGUCGCUUGGACCUAUCGCCUGUUGAAGCAAUUGCAGGAUCAAGCUCUCCUACAAAUGUUGAAUCAAGAAAGCUUUUGGACCAAACUGUUGGUUUCACAAUCAAUUAUGAAAGGGAAGACCCUCAUGAUCCACGGGAGUUAUCAGAGUUCCCCGAUAUAAGGCUUUGGUUUGUGAGGCUCGAUGCAUCUUAUCCAUGGUUCCCUGUGGUUCUUGAUUGGCGAGCUGGGGAGCUUGCGCGAUACGCAGCAAUGCUAGUUCCUCAUCAGAUAAGUACUAGAUUGGGCAUCGUCUUCAACCCUGAGGCUCUUGAGCUGUUUGUUCUAAACAAGGCUUUCCAUGUGUAUCCCUGGCUAAAACAGCAAGAGUUACCGAAACCCCGAUUGAAGACGCAAGACAUGGCAAGAAUGCUUGGAUUUGGUCUAGACGAGGCAUUAUUCGACUUGAUCGAUCAAUGCCCGCUUCAUCCUUCAUGAGCUAAGUAUAUAACUAUCAAGACACUGUAAGUGAUUCAAAAUACAAAUGGAAUGAGAUUUUCAGUAGAGGGGCUUCAAUGGUGGUUAGGGUUGUGUCUCUUUCUCAUGAAACGUUGGAAACUCUGUUGGACGUGAGCAACCUUUCUCAAACAAUGGCCACGAGGGGGUAAUCCAUGCAGAAGUCCUCCAACUACCACCUUCAUAUAUCAAUGUAUCCUUCUGGCAUAUCAACAUUCAAUAUGAUUGUAUCAGCAGCAAGAAGAAAGAAAUAUGAAAGUAUUAAUUCUGUGGCACAAAUUUCUGUAUUUAUAUUUUACUGACAUGUAGGGUACAUUAGGACCCUCUUUUUGAACAAUAA